Messenger RNA from Cladocopium goreaui, 728 nucleotides. Lineage: Eukaryota; Dinophyceae; Suessiales; Symbiodiniaceae. The record is from the annotation of a GenBank genome assembly.
AAGGCGAUACCGCAGGCAAUGCCAGGGUUAUGACAACCAGAAGCACCGAAGCCAAAAAAUCCAAAAAGUCCAAGCAUGGUGAUGACGAAGAGGAUGACGAGAAGAAAAAGAAGAAGAAGGAGCGAGAUCCCAUGGACUGGGAAGAUGACAAAUUUCCCAAGAUGUCCGAACGAGAGGUGGUCCCUGCCUUGGUGGACCAACAGAAGCUGCAAGAGAUGCAGCAGCAGGCCAAGAAGCAGUACAUCAACUCUUUGGGACCCGAUCCCGCAAAGGUCCAACGGACCUGGAAGUACCACUUUGGGCUUUGUGCCCUGGAGAAUGUGACACAACACGACUGGGAGGUCUUUAUCGCAGUGUCUGAAACCGGAAGCAAGUUUGACCAGUUCAAGAAUCGAUUGCAUGGCACCUUCCAGUACACCAGGGGCUACAAAGUGAGGCCUAACAUCCGGAAGAAGUUCAAACGUAUGGAACAGGUCUACAGCAAGGAACAUACCUUCAGUUACAAGCAGAUGCAGAACCACUUUGUGACGAUGGAUCUGUGGUCCGUCAGCAAGUUCCAGUUCAACAACCUCCUUGGUACUGCCAAACGAGGCUUUUACGACUUGGCCAAUGACAAUGUCUAUCAGACCAUUGGGAUUAAGGCGGCAGGUCAGCCGCAGCAGAACAAGGAAGAAGACAAGAAGGGCUUUCAGAUCGGCAACGUCUUCGUUCAAUGCCUUUGUUCCGAG